AUUUCACUGCAGAGCCUCAGGGCCCGGGCCACAUGGAGGGCGCACGGGCGAGUGCGGAGCUCCGGGGUUCUGCUGCCCGCUCCCCAUGAGCCCCUCCGAAGCCGCCGCCGCCUCGGGGGAGCAUGUCACCUCCAGCCGCAGCCACAGCCGCCGCAGCAGCAGCAGCAGCAACAGCAGCAGCAGCCGCAGCGCACGACUCCAGUGCCAGCGCCGCCUCCUCUUCCUCCUGCAUCCUCCGGCACUGGCUCUCUGACUCGAUCCCUUGAUCCAUGCCAGAGGUCCCUGGAGAUCUGGGAGAGCCAUGGCAAGCCAGGGUGACUGCUGUGUCAAGGUGGCCGUCAGGAUCCGGCCCCAGCUAUCCAAGGAGAAGAUUGAGGGCUGUCACAUCUGUACCUCAGUCACUCCUGGAGAGCCCCAGGUGCUGCUGGGGAAGGACAAGGCCUUCACCUAUGACUUUGUCUUUGACCUGGACACCUGGCAAGAGCAAAUCUACACAGCUUGUGUGGGCAAGCUCAUUGAGGGCUGCUUUGAGGGCUACAAUGCCACAGUGCUGGCCUAUGGACAGACAGGAGCUGGAAAGACGUACACCAUGGGCACUGGCUUCGACAUGAGCACCUCAGAGGAGGAGCAUGGUAUCAUCCCAAGGGCCAUCGCCCACCUCUUCAGGGGCAUUGCUGAACGCAAGAAACAGGCCCAGGAACAGGGAGUGCCUGGGCCCGAGUUCAAAGUCAGUGCACAAUUUCUGGAGCUCUACAAUGAGGAGAUCCUAGACCUAUUUGAUAGCACCCGAGAUCCUGACUCCCGCCACCGAAAAUCCAACAUCAAGAUCCAUGAAGAUGCCAAUGGGGGCAUCUACACCACAGGCGUCACCUCCCGUCUCAUCAGUUCCCAAGAAGAGCUGAUCCAGUGUUUGAAGCAAGGCGCUCUGUCACGGACCACCGCCAGCACCCAAAUGAACGUGCAGAGCUCCCGCUCUCAUGCCAUCUUCACCAUCCACCUGUGCCAGAUGCGUGUCUGUGCCCGGCCUGACCUGGUGAAUGGUGAUGUGCCGGGCCUUCCCGAUGGUGCCACCCCUACCAACGAGUAUGAGACGCUCACAGCCAAAUUUCAUUUCGUCGAUCUGGCUGGCUCUGAACGGCUGAAGCGGACAGGGGCCACAGGCGAGAGGGCCAAAGAGGGCAUCUCGAUCAACUGUGGCCUGCUGGCCUUGGGUAAUGUGAUCAGUGCCCUGGGAGACCAGAGCAAGAAGGUGGUUCACGUGCCAUACCGGGACUCCAAGCUCACCCGGCUCCUCCAAGACUCCCUCGGGGGUAACAGCCAGACAAUUAUGAUUGCUUGUGUGAGCCCUUCGGACCGAGACUUUAUGGAGACCCUGAACACCCUCAAGUACGCCAACCGUGCCCGCAACAUCAAAAACAAGGUGGUUGUGAACCAAGACAAGACCAGCCAACAGAUCAGUGCUCUCCGGGCAGAGAUUGCCCGCCUGCAGAUGGAGUUGAUGGAGUACAAGGCGGGUAAGCGAGUGAUCGGGGAAGAUGGCUCUGAGGGGUACAGUGACCUGUUCAGGGAGAAUGCCAUGCUGCAGAAAGAGAAUGGCACCCUGCGAAUGCGGGUGAAAGCCAUGCAGGAAGCCAUUGAUGCCAUCAACAACCGAGUUACCCACCUCAUGAGCCAAGAGACCAACCUGCUCCUUGCUAAGGCUGGAGAUGGCAAUGAGGCCAUUGGCACUCUAAUCCAGAACUAUAUUCGAGAGAUUGAGGAGCUUCGGACAAAGCUUCUAGAGAGUGAAGCAAUGAAUGAGUCUCUCCGCCGCACGCUCUCACGGACCUCAUCACGGCCUUCUUACCCCAUGAGUGGUUCCCAGACCCCGGGAAGUUUGCUGAGCAGUCCAUCAGUUUCCAUGGAAACAGAGGCCUCAGAGGUGAUCCGCAAAGCCAAGCAGGACCUGGAACGGCUAAAGAAAAAGGAGACCAGGCAACGGAGAAAAAGCCCAGAAAAGGAGGCGUUUAAAAAGAGAGCAAAGUUACAGCAAGAGAAUGGAGAAGAGACGGAUGAGAAUGAGGCCGAGGAGGAGGAAGAGGAGGAUAGGGACGAAAGUGGUUGUGAGGAAGAGGAAGGACGGGAAGAUGAAGAUGAAGAUUCGGGCAGUGAGGAGAGCCUGGUGGACUCAGACUCAGAUCCUGAGGAGAAGGAGGUGAACUUCCAAGCCGACCUGGCCGACUUGACCUGUGAGAUUGAGAUCAAGCAGAAGCUGAUUGAUGAACUGGAGAACAGCCAGCGCCGGCUGCAGACACUGAAGCACCAGUACGAGGAAAAGCUGAUCCUGUUACAGAACAAGAUCCGGGACACGCAGCUGGAGCGGGACCGAGUGCUACAGAACCUGAGCACCAUGGAGUGCUACACAGAGGAGAAGGCCAACAAGAUCAAGGCUGACUACGAGAAGCGCUUGCGGGAGAUGAAUCGGGAUCUUCAGAAGUUGCAGGCAGCCCAGAAGGAGCAUGCCCGUCUGCUCAAGAACCAGUCCCGUUACGAGCGGGAGCUGAAGAAGCUCCAGGCUGAGGUGGCAGAGAUGAAAAAGGCCAAGGUGGCCCUGAUGAAGCAAAUGAGGGAGGAGCAGCAACGGAGGCGGCUGGUAGAAACCAAGAGGAAUCGGGAGAUAGCACAGCUCAAGAAGGAACAACGGCGGCAAGAGUUUCAGAUCCGGGCUCUAGAAUCUCAGAAGCGCCAACAGGAGAUGGUUUUGAGGAGGAAAACCCAGGAGGUGUCUGCGCUUCGACGCCUGGCCAAGCCCAUGUCAGAGCGGGUGGCAGGACGGGUCGUGACGAAGCCUCCCAUGCUGGACUCUGGGGCAGAGGUGUCAGCCAGCGCCACGUCAUCCGAGGCGGAGUCUGGAGCCCGGUCUGUCUCAAGCAUCGUGCGCCAGUUUAAUCGAAAGAUCAACCACUUUCUGGGAGACCCGGCGACCCCCGUCAAUGGCACCCGUCCCGCCAGAAAGAAGUUCCAGAAGAAGGGAGCCAGCCAGAGCUUCAGCAAAGCUGCCCGAUUAAAGUGGCAGUCCCUAGAACGGCGCAUCAUCGACAUCGUCAUGCAGAGGAUGACCAUUGUCAACCUAGAGGCUGAUAUGGAGAGGCUCAUCAAGAAAAGGGAGGAGCUAUUUCUCCUUCAGGAAACGCUGCGGAGGAAGAGGGAGAGGCUUCAGGAAGAGAGCCCAGAGGAGGAGAAGGGGCUACAGGAACUGAGUGAAGAGAUUGAGGUGCUGGCAGCCAAUAUUGACUAUAUCAAUGACAGCAUUUCUGAUUGCCAAGCCACCAUUGUACAGCUGGAGGAGACCAAGGAGGAGCUCGAUUCCACCGACACGUCAGUGGUCAUCAGUUCCUGCUCACUGGCUGAAGCCCGGCUCUUGCUGGACAACUUUCUCAAGGCCUCCAUUGAAAAGGGUCUGCAGGUGGCCCAGAAGGAGGCCCAGAUUCGGCUGCUGGAGGGGCGGCUGAGACAAACAGACAUGAACAACUCCUCUCAGAACCACCUGCUCCUGGAUGCCCUUCGAGAGAAGGCUGAGGCCCACCCUGAACUACAGGCACUGAUCCACAACGUGCAGCAGGAGAAUGGUUAUUGCAGCACAGAUGAGGAGAUCUCUGAGUUCUCAGAGGGGAGCUUCUCCCAGUCCUUCACUAUGAAAGGCUCUACCAGCCACGAUGAUUUCAAGUUCAAGGGUGAGCCCAAGCUGUCUGCUCAGAUGAAGGCAGUGUCAGCCGAGUGCCUGGGUCCCCCACUGGACAUCUCCACCAAGAACAUCACCAAAUCUCUGGCCUCGCUUGUGGAGAUCAAAGAGGACGGUGUGGGCUUCUCCAUCCGAGACCCCUACUACCGAGAUAAGGUCUCACGCACCAUCAGCCUGCCCACCCGAGGAAGCACCUUCCCUCGGCAAUCCCGAGGCUCUGACACCUCGCCUCUGACCCGGAGGAAAUCCUAUGACCGAGGGCAACCUAUCAGGUCCUCGGACAUGGCCUUCACACCCCCUUCGUCCCCCCCCACGCGGCCCCGCAAUGACCGCAACGUCUUCUCUCGCCUCACCAGCAAUCAGAGCCAGGGGUCAGCACUGGACAAGUCCGAUGACAGCGACUCCUCUAUCUCGGAGGUCCUGAGGGGAAUCAUCAAUCCCAUUGGUGGAGCCAAGAGCGCCCGGACUGCUCCCUUGCAGUGUGUCUCAGUAGCUGAGGGUCACACCAAGCCCAUUCUUUGCUUAGAUGCCACUGAUGAGCUGCUCUUCACGGGAUCAAAAGACAGAAGCUGCAAGAUGUGGAACCUGGUGACAGGGCAGGAGAUCGCCGCUCUGAAGGGUCAUCCCAACAAUGUGGUCUCCAUCAAAUACUGUGCCAACUUGGGCCUGGUGUUCUCUGUCUCCACAUCCUAUAUCAAGGUGUGGGACAUCCGGGAUUCUGCCAAGUGCAUCCGCACCCUCACGUCCUCAGGUCAAGUGAUCUCCGGAGAUGCCUGCGCAAGCACCACCAAUCGCACUGUCACGAGCGCUCAAGGGGAACACCAGAUCAACCAGAUCGCCCUCAACCCCACGGGCACCACUCUGUAUGCCGCCUCUGGCAACUCAGUCCGUGUCUGGGAACUCAACAGGUUCCAGCCCAUCGGGAAGCUGACUGGACAUAUUGGUCCUGUGAUGUGCUUAACGGUCAACCAGACUUCUAGCCACCAUGAUCUUGUGGUGACCGGCUCCAAGGAUCACUAUGUAAAGAUAUUUGAGCUGGCAGAAUCUGUGACGGGCAACAUCAGCCCCACCCACAACUUUGAGCCCCCACACUAUGACGGCAUUGAAUGCUUAGCCAUUCAGGGCGACAUCCUAUUCAGUGGCUCCCGGGACAAUGGCAUUAAGAAGUGGGACCUGGAGCAGCAGGAGCUCAUUCAGCAAAUCCCAAAUGCCCACAAGGACUGGGUCUGCGCCCUGGCCUUUGUCCCUGGCCGCCCCAUGCUGCUGAGCGCUUGCCGAGGGGGCUUCAUCAAGGUCUGGAAUGUGGAAAACUUCACACCCAUUGGCGAGAUCAAAGGCCACGACAGCCCCAUCAAUGCCAUCUGUACCAACUCCAAGCACAUUUUUACGGCCUCCAGUGACUGCCGGGUCAAGUUGUGGAGUUACGUCCCUGGACUCACCCCCUGCCUUCCACGCCGCGUCCUGGCUAUAAAGGGCCGUGCUACUAGCCUGCCUUGACCCUCUUCUUCCCACCCUCUUCCCUUCGUCUUUGCUCUCAGCCUCCUUUCUCUCCUCUCUUAUUCUCCCCUCUUCCCUCUUCCUUUCUUUCUCCACUUCGAUCCAAGCUGCUUCUUAACGUGACCUGACAGUGAAAUUCUGGAGCGGAAGGCGGCUACCCAGUGGCACAGUUUAGUAGCAGAGGUCAGAGGGGGCACUCGGAUUCCACAUUUCUUCCAGCAGCCUGGACAUCGUCUAAAGGGAAGCAUCUUCAGACAAUCUAAGCCCCUCGGGCCCAGGCCAGACAGUGCCCAUGGUUCUGGGCCAGAGAGUUUGGGGAUUCCUUCUCCCUCUCCUAGGCUUCCCACACCCAUCUCUCGAGGGGUGGGAGUCCCCUGGCCGGGGAAAGGAGAAGGGGAGGAUAUUAAGCUGUGAAGCCAAAGGGCAUUUUUUGGUCCCCACUCUUUCCCCGGAAGCUCCUCUACUUCUCCCGGGUUCGGCCCCGUUUUCUUCCUGCUGAAUUGUCCCUUUCUCACCCCGACCUCAGGAGCUCUCCAGCUGGCCUGUGAGGAGACCUUGGGGAAAAUUGUAUUAGCACCCCCCACCUCCAGAAAGCCCCCCACGGUGGGGAGGAGAUUCUGAGCCAGGCUGAGGGGCUUCCCCAGCCCCAACCAGCCAUGUUUAAACUUGGAAACCACCUCUCCCUCUUUUCCUCUUCCGUCUGAACACUGUCUUUCAGAUGGGCACCUUUCCUGCCAUCCUUUCUUGCCCCUCUGGCUCCCCAUUCCUGCUUCUAAGUCCUCAGCCCCCUCCCCCAAAAGGAAAGAGGUCAAAGGAAAAAGAGUCCCUCCCUCUAGUGACCAUGUAAAUUUGGGGAUAGGCGGCUGCCAGGCCCUAACCUUGAGCCUUCUCCCUGGGGCCACCCCACUAGCGGGCCCAUCCUUCCGGUUCCCACUGAGGGGAGAGCCGCAGGCUCAGCCGGGUCAUUUCCUCUCUCUAUUUAUUUAUUUAUUUAUUUGUCACUGACGCUUCCUGGAUACCAACUUGAAGUUUCUUCUGAUGCAUUCUGUCCCUUGAGCUCUUCAGGGCCAGGAAUCCUG
Dromiciops gliroides (monito del monte) is the source of this 6297-nucleotide messenger RNA. RefSeq names its product kinesin family member 21B (gene KIF21B). The transcript is spliced from 36 exons. The record is from RefSeq and is a predicted model, not a curated record. Gene Ontology annotation, molecular function: microtubule motor activity; microtubule binding; ATP binding. Bases 302 to 5218 code for a protein of 1638 amino acids. Gene Ontology annotation, biological process: mitotic spindle organization; microtubule-based movement. Lineage: Eukaryota; Metazoa; Chordata; Mammalia; Microbiotheria; Microbiotheriidae.